Messenger RNA from Malaclemys terrapin pileata, 9088 nucleotides. RefSeq names its product SID1 transmembrane family member 1 (gene SIDT1). The record is from RefSeq and is a predicted model, not a curated record. Lineage: Eukaryota; Metazoa; Chordata; Testudines; Emydidae. The transcript is spliced from 26 exons. Gene Ontology annotation, cellular component: membrane. The coding region runs from base 269 to 2761 and encodes 830 amino acids.
AGGAAGGCAGCGCUGGAGCUGGGCGGGCGCAGAAGCGAGCCGCAGCCCCUCCAGGGGAGGAAAUGAAGGCGAGGGGAGAAAAACCAGUCCGGCCCCGGUAUCAAUAUUUUAUCAGUGUGUCAGCAGCAGCCGCGGCUCGGGAGCUCAGCCGGGGAUGGGGCAGCAGCCGAGCGCACGGGAAGCCCGGCGCGGAGCUGUAGCCAGCCUCGGGCUCCGGGCGGCUUAAAAGGGCACUUUGUAUUCCCGAGCCAGCCGCGGCGCGGGGACCAUGAGCGGCUCCGCGGGCUUCGCCUUGCUCUGCGGCUUGCCCUGGCUCCUGGGGGUGCUGCCGCAAGAGCUGCAGACCGGGGCUGGGGGAAGGAGCAGCCGACCCACCCCCACCAAAGCGGCGGAUUUCGACCGGAUCUACGCAGGGACGGUGAACAUCAACCGCGAGGAGAUCUACUCCUUCAAUUACACCAGCAAGCCGGGCCAGGUGGAUGCAGUGCGGGUGUAUGUAAAGAGUGACUCUGAGGACCUGCAGUAUCCCAUCCUGUUUGUAGUUCGUCAGCAGAAGGGGGUCCUGUCAUGGCAAGUCCCUCUGAUUUUUCGAGGCCUUUACCAAAGGACCUACAACUACCAGGAAGUGAGCCGUACACUCUGCCCUUCGGAACCCACACCUGAGAUGGGACCCUCUGAGCAGAUCAUAUUUGUAGAUGUGGCUUCCAUGGCACUGUUUGAUAUUGAGUAUGAGCUGCUGGUCACAAGGCUCAAGAGCUUCCAACUCACGACAGACAAAGCCUUUAACUUCACUGCCAGCCCUUCUCAGCCUCAGUAUUUUCUGUACAAGUUCCCUCCAGAUGUGGAUUCCGUCAUCAUCAAGGUGGUAUCUGAAACCGUCUAUCCCUGUUCUGUUGUCUCCGUCCAGGAAAUUGUGUGCCCUGUGUAUGAUCUGGACCACAAUGUGGAGUUUAAUGGUGUUUACCAGUCCAUGACAAAGCAAGCUGCCAUCACUGUACAGAAGAAGGAUUUCCCAGGCGAGCAGUUCUUUGUUGUAUUUGUCAUAAAGCCAGAGGACUAUGCCUGCGGGGGCUCUGUGCCUUCCUCUAUCAAGGGAAAGGGCAACCACACCUGGAACUUACAACGAACGAAGAGCCUUCAAGUGACCAUUGCACCCUCUAUUAAAGAGUCUGACUACGUGCAAGCCAUGCUCUUCAGCUUCCUGAGCUUCCUCUCCUUCUACCUGGGCUCACUGAUCGUCGCCUUUGUGCACUACGUCAGGGUUCAGAGGAAGACUUCAGCUGGGAGAUACAGUCCUGAUGAUGGAUCCGGGACUGUGGCUACCUCGCAUCCCAUCACGACUGGCACCCCCGAGGGAAGCAGCUACGGAGCUAUUGAUGAGUCAAGCUCCAGCGGCGGCCGGCAGUUAUCGUCCCCGGAGCGUGGGCCCCCACAUGGUUCUGACACAGACAGCUCUGUGGAGGAGGAGAGCGAUUUUGACACCAUGCCCGAAAUUGAAAGCGAUAAGAAUGUCAUCCGCACUAAGAUGUUCCUCUAUCUGUCAGACUUGUCCAGAAAGGAUCGGCGAAUCGUCAGCAAAAAGUACAAAAUUUAUUUCUGGAACAUCAUCACAAUCGCCGUGUUCUAUGCACUGCCUGUGAUCCAGCUGGUCAUCACAUACCAAACGGUGGUGAAUGUAACUGGUAACCAGGAUAUCUGCUACUAUAACUUCCUCUGUGCUCAUCCUCUGGGGGUCUUGAGCGCUUUCAACAACGUCCUGAGCAAUGUGGGCCACGUGCUGCUGGGCUUCCUCUUCCUGCUGAUCGUGUUGCGCAGAGACAUUCUCCACCGCCAGUCACUGGAAGCCAAAGACACCUACACGCUGGAAUAUGGAAUCCCCAAACACUUUGGUCUCUUCUAUGCCAUGGGCAUUGCUUUGAUGAUGGAAGGGGUUCUCAGUGCUUGUUACCAUGUCUGCCCCAACUAUUCUAAUUUCCAGUUUGACACCUCCUUCAUGUACAUGAUUGCAGGACUCUGCAUGCUCAAGCUGUACCAGACCCGCCACCCUGACAUCAACGCCAGUGCUUACUCUGCUUACGCCUCCUUCGCCGUGGUCAUUUGCCUGGCUGUCGUCGGAGUGGUGUUCGGAAAGAACAAUGUGUGGUUUUGGGUCAUCUUCUCAGUCAUCCACAUCGUGGCCUCGCUGGCUCUCAGCACCCAGAUCUACUACAUGGGCCGUUUCAAAAUAGAUGUCUCUGACACAGACUUUGGGAUUUUCCGCCGAGUGGUGAUGGUGCUGUACACGGACUGUUUCCAGCAGUGCAGCCGGCCAAUGUACAUGGACAGAAUGGUGCUGCUCAUUGUUGGAAACCUGGUCAACUGGUCCUUUGCUGUCUUUGGACUGGUGUAUCGGCCAAGGGACUUUGCCUCCUACAUGCUGGGGAUCUUUAUUUGUAACCUACUGCUGUAUCUGGCCUUUUAUAUCAUCAUGAAGCUCCGCAGCUCUGAGAAGCUCCUGCCCAUUCCACUGUUCUGCAUCGUGGCCACAGCCGUGGUUUGGGCUGCAGCCCUUUACUUCUUCUUCCAAAACCUCAGCAGCUGGGAGGAGACCCCGGCGGAAUCCCGAGAGAAGAAUCGCCCAUGCAUCCUGCUGGGCUUCUUUGAUGACCAUGACGUCUGGCACUUCCUCUCAGCAGCCGCCUUGUUCUUCUCCUUCUUGGUUCUGUUAACGCUGGAUGAUGACCUGGAUUCCGUGAGGAGAGACAAGAUCCCUGUGUUCUGAGUGAUGGGAGGCGGGGUGGGGAUGGCGUUCUUCAUUCUGCUCGGUGGAAGGAGCAGAGCCGGCAGCCAGCAUUGUCUGAGGGGAAUGAACCUCCUGUUGUACAAACAGCACUGACAUCCCAGCUGGGCGGAGAGGAAGGAGCAGAUAGAUCCCACACCAGCAAAUAGGAGGUUUCUGUAAUAAAUGAGGCAAGACCUGAAAGGCAGACAGAGCCCUGCCUGUUCCUCCUCCCUGCCACUCAUUGGAUCAGAUGUGGCCAUCCAGCAUCCUGGAGUUGAGUGCAAGGCAGAUGGGCAGUGUUUGGCUGGUUCCUCUCCCAGUGGCUGCUGGAAGUCACGCAGGAGUGAGGGAGCUGUGGCCAUCUUCAUUAAGGGUAGUGUGUUCCUCCAGGGGUGACUUAAACUGUGUUCACCUUCUCCUGCAACCUCCGCCACCCUGAGAAAAGCCACUCAGCAGUCGUGAGCUGCCCCAGGGAGCAGUCUUUCUUUCACUCACUGCCUGGCACCAACCCCAGCAGUGCAAUGGAACAUGAGACACAGCAAGCCCCUUGGAUGGGGAAGAGCAUCUGACACUAGCUCUUGACUCCUUUACCUGCCUUUAUGUUGUGUUGCACGUUCUCUCCCAUGAGUAUGGUCGUCCGGGGCGAUGCAGGUCCCCGUCACGUUUGUAGCUGUUCCCUGCACCCCACGGGCCACUACCGUCAACACUGCUACUCUCUGCAUCUGAUCACGUCCAUGGGUCCCUGCAGCCUGCCCCGGGAAGUGUUAGCUCUCACCUUGUGCCAGCCUGAGGAGUGCCUGCUGGGGCUACAGGUAGCAAACAAAGACCAGCCUCAAAUCUGUAGCCCCAGCCUUAAGCUUGAGCUACUUCAUCCUGCAGCUGGAAGAACCUCAGGCCAGUGAAAGGCAAUGGGCCGAAUGAACUGUUCCACCUGAAAAAGCAACAGCCCUGGGAGAUGGUGCUCGACUGUGGUGGGCUCCUACUACCCACGUUCUGGAAGCCCCAGAUGCCAACGUGUUUGCUCCUCCUUGGCCUCCCUCCCUGUGCUUUUCAGUGGAGGAAGAGUUCAUGGUUGGCUCUUGCCUGGAGAUCAGUUCACUGGUAGCUCCCCUCUUGCAUCUGAAAUGACAUCCUGUGACCCUAACACAGCCACUCUGCAUUAGAGUGCUCCCUUUGCUGUCCACUCCCUAUGCGGGUGUUUAGAAAAGGGAGCUGUGGAAUUACAGCCUAGUGCAGUCAUGCAUCAGGGCAUUGUCCUGUUCGUACUGGUGGCAGUUUUGCUAUUGACUUCAGUGAGAGCAGGGUCAGGCCUAUUGCGAAGAAGCUACUUAUGAACCUCAGUCUUUCAGGGUUUCUGAAUUUACAACCAAUCAUUUGCUCAAGACUGAAAGCUAGCAAAGAAGGCUCCCACCACAGAAGAGAAAGGUCAGUUUAAUAAAAUUCUGAACCAAACGCUGUUUCCCCUCAGCCCUGCUGCAGCCACAAAAUAGAUUUUGGAUUUUUGUUAAUGGCUUGUGCAUUUUUACUGUUGCCUGAAUUGCCACAUCAUUUAAAAACAUGAACAAGGUGUGAAAUGUUGCAGGUGUUGUGGCUAAAAGGUGACCCGCGUUGCUAAUUUUGAAUUUAAAAAUAGUGUCAAUUACUGAGGCCUCCUGGAACGUUUUUUUAAAAAGUUGCUAUUGGAGUAUUGUUGAAUUGUCAAAAAGGGGUGUGUGUGGGGGGGGGCGUAGGGGUGUUCAAUUCUAUGGUAACUAUUACACAGAGGCCCCGGGCCACUAGCAUUUACUUUGGGGAAAAAGUCUACGGUGAAGCUGUGCUCUGAAAAGUGUCCCUCUCCUAGAUGUCAUAUUGAUUGGUUGAAAUUUGUUAAGACUACAAAUAAAUGAGGGUUUUUUCUAAUUCCCAGCCCUCUGACUUCAAGCUGGGUUCUUCUUAUCUUAUGCAUUAGAACCAAUAAGAAAAGUUGUGCAGACCCAAUUCUGCUCUUACCCAUACCUGUACAAUCACACUGCUGGCCGUGGGUGUACUUAAGAGUAGAAACUUGGUUUCUCAAGUUGGGUACCCAAAAUCAGUGAUCCCUUUUGAAAGGUUGGCCUAAUGUUUUGGAUAAACUGUGGGAAAGAAACUGCAACCCCUCAACUGUUCGACAGUCAGUUUAUUUCACUGCUGGCACAGUUGAACUUGUUGGACUGUGAAUAAUCCACAUCUGUUACAAAUUCUCCCACCAGCUCUCACCAUAUGUUCUUUGUUUAGAACAAAUGUCACAGUGCAGGAUCUGCUGCUCAAUGGAACAAAGCUGUGGAGGAGGAGGAGACUAAUACGAAUGAGGGAGAAAGAGGUUCAGGAAGGUCCCUAAUAAGGAUUUAAUUUUUUUUUUUUUUUUUUUUUGGACAGUAAGAUCCCAUAUUACCUGUAGUAAGGGUGAGCUUUUACAUGUACAAAGUUCAUGCAAACAGCAUUAAAUGUAGCCCUACCUGUGUCCCUGUGGUGCUACCCUAAGCAGUAUCUGAACACCCCUCUACUUUGACUUAAUAAGGAACUCACCACCAGAGGUUGGUCUAAUAAAACCUAUUACCUCACCCUCCUUGUCCCUCUAAUAUCCUGGAUGCAACAUGGCUACAGCCACACAGCAGCCAACACCUCAGGACACCCCUCUGUGAGAGCUGGGAGGCAUGACAGAGCUGGGUGCAUGGGGACAUGUGGUGCCCCUGCUAUCAAUUAGAAUAGGCUAGCGACUGCCUUCUCCUAGUCUCGCUACACCCUCCAGGUGAACAGUCAGCUGCUGAGAGCAGUUCUCUCUGAUGGCAGAGAGCAGCUUCCCUUCGAGGUCAGGUCUCACUGAUCCGGCUCAGCUAGGCAUAAGCCCUACAUUGAGUGUAACUUCAAAAGAACUGCUAGGCUGAGGAAGAUUAGGGCUGUAAGUCCUUUUCCUCCCUCCCAUCACCCUGCUUCCCCCACUCCAGCUAACGUAGGGCUGUCAUCUCACCCUUGCAGUCACAGCUUGUGCUUAGAGAAUGGGUAACAAGGGCCUUGCUCUCAUGUGUGUAUAAAUAUAUAUUUAUAGUGUGGCUCUGGCACAACCGCAUGGGGCCAAUUGCAUUCCCUGCUGGGCACCAUGUUACCAGACAGCUAGUGCCAACUUGGAGACGGGGGCGAGUAGAUGUCAGAGCAACAGUUGGAGGGAUUGAUAUAGACAGAAACAUUAAAAGUGCUACCCAUUCAGUUUGGCUAAAUGAUAAAUCAAGGGGAACAUGAGUCUACUGUGCAAACGUGAAGAAUAUAACCACAAAGGAGGAAGCGGAAUUACACAGCAGGGGGUGGGAGAGAGCUAGCUCGAAGGAAGGGCAUGAAACUAAGGCAGGCACUGUAGGCUGACUAUGAGGAAAAGUUGCUCACCCACCAAAGGUAGCAGGGGGGUGGACUAGUCUCCUAAGGGAAGGGACAGAAGUGCCAAUAUUUGUGGUUUUAAAUCACGCUUAGCACGAAUAUUGUAAAUGUCCAAUAAAGAACCAUCAUGUAUUGGCACCUGUGGACAACUGAGUGGCUAGAUUCACAAAGGGAUUUUAGGGGCCUAGGUGCUAAGGUACAACAUUUAGAUACUCAGAACACCUACUCAGCUAAUGCCUAAAUCUGGAGAUGCCUAAUGGCCCUAGGCACAUAUGCUGCUGCUGGGGCUGGCCCCCUGGCACCUAAAUGGCUGCUGGUACACUUGUGCAAAGCCGCCCAAGUCCUGAUGAGACUAAAUUGCUCAGUGACUCACGCCUAAGCCUCAGUGGACUUCACACACUAGCCAUGCCCCACCCAACUCACCUGCUGGUCCAAGACUAGUAGGUGUGUUCAGAGCAUGCCCACCCCACAUAAAGGCCACCAUUGGGCUGGCGAAUAUUACGCUGUAGCCCAGUGGGGCAGUAGGACAGACUCCUUGGAGACCCACAUUCCAGGCCCCUUCUUUGCAUCCAUGAUUAACUCUUGCAUACAUUGUGGAACAGUUUCAACAGCAGUGCUUGAAAGCCCCAUCCCAGAAGCCACUGGUUAGGACACACUCCAGGAGGUUCAAGUCCUUGCUCCAAACUAGACCGAGUAUUUGACCCCCAGGUUUUCCACUGCCUGGGGCUAAGGGUGGCACAGCAUCACUAUCACCUUAGCUUUUUUUUUUUUGCGCAAGAAAGGGCUGAUGUGAUUUAGGCACCUAACUCCCAGAGAGGCACCUAACUCUCAGCUGACAAUCCUGGGUGGAGGACGGUGCCAUAGUCCAGCCCAGAAUUAGGCAUUUAAAUCCCUUUGCAGGGUGGAGUUUAGUUCCUACUCACUUCCUCCUACUAGCUUAAGCAGCGCCCGCUCCGCUUGCUGGCUUUUGUGGCUCCCAUUCUUGGGCACCUAUAUUGGCCCCUGCAUUAUUGGGCAAACCUGGGCCCCUAACUGUGAAGUCCACUGGAUAGCAGGGUGCCUAGAUGUUAGGUGUUGUAAAUACUCAGCCUAAGUCUCCCUUGUCACACCCAUCCUAGGUAAUCUACUCAAUAGGUGUUUCCCACCUGUCAACCCUUUUGUCAUCCUCCCUUCUUUUAAACUAGCCACAGUCCUUUAUUUUCUCUGUUGAAUUUACAUGUAGACUUAAAAUACAAAUAGAAAGCAGUUGAGAGAAGCUACUACCUGUGGUUGCAGGGGGUACUUUGUUUCCCCUACUUCUUGCUAGGCCUCUGUUCUUUUGCGUUUAUAAUCUGUUUGGAGUUUGUGCAUUGGUGAAACAGUAAGAUGUGAACAGGCAUUGCACUUCGGCAUUGCAUGGUAGACCCUCAGUCAAGGAGUGCUAGGGUGGACUGAUGUGAGCCAUCUGAGAGGUGCAAUAAAGCUCUAUAGGAUAGAGGCUGGACUUAGUACAGUUCGGAAAUGAAACUUACAUUAUCCAUAUGUAGAAAAAGCAAUCAGAUCAUCCAGGAGAACUCAGAGAAAAGGCUCUGCACAACCACCAACGGAACACGAGAACUACAGCCAGCUGAAGCCAGUUACCAGCAAGAGAGAAGAGUUUAUUGUAACUAGAAGGGGAUGCAAUAAUCAACGAAAACAAUUAUCAAGGCUGAAUACUAAGGAAAACUUCCUGAGAAUGAGAUAUACAAAGGAGAGGAAGGGAACAGUCUCCUAGGGGAAGAGGGAAGUCCCAUUGCUUGGGACAUUUAAAACUAGACUAAGCAAAGCAUAAGCAUACACACCACAGGAAACAAUCCCACCUGGCCCCAAGGGUAGGAAAUAAACAAGGAGAUCUACUGAUCUUUUCCAUCUCUGAUUUGUACAAUUUAAUGAGGAUUUUGUGGGCAGGAUUCUACAGUCAGAAUGGCAAGCUCUGUUUGCUGCCAACAUUCCAAUCCAGCUCAGCUAAAUUUAGGAACCAAAUGUCAAUCAAAUAUACUUUAUCUCCAAUCAAGUGAGGUCCUUUGUGCGCAAGGUGCUUGUAGCAGGCAGAUUUUCUCCACAACUUCAGCAGCUGCGUUUGUAGCAGUAGCAAGCGAAAGCUGCUCCAUCUCAUUGCACACUAUUGCUGGAGGGCCUUGAAACCUCAGUCACAAAGGAAUGGCUACUGCUACUAACAGAAACCACACAGAAGUGGAAGAGCAAAUGAGAAAUGCAGUGCCUCAUUCUGGUGCUCUCUCACUGGAGAACAGUUGAGAAAAUCCAUGGGUUUGCUACAAGUAAGUCUAUGCAGCUGAAGUGGGGUUUUUUACCCACAAAAACUUAUGCCAAAAUAAAUCUGUUAGUCUUUAAGGUGCCACUGGACUCCUCGUUGUUUUUACAAGUGAGAGUGUCUCUAAAAAUCUCCUCUGGAAUUUCCUGAGCCUCAAAUGUUUAAUUUUUUAAAAAAGUAUUGUUUAAGAAACAAAUUAAUUUACAACUUUGUUUUUUCUAGAAACUUGACAUACUCUAAACAUCGUCCAAAAAGAACACAGUACACAAAGAGUAAUUUUAAAUUUUUUUAAUAAAAUACUAUAAUGUUCAUAUCUAUACAAAUAAUUAUUACAACCAUUAAACAAAGUGUUACAUUUAACAAUAAAAAUCUCAAAACUUUGAACAAGAUCAUGGUUGGGAUAUUUACACCUGAAAGCAACACAUUUGUAAAAAGAUGUCAAAAUAAACAGAACAAGAUCUUAUUUACAAUUGCAAGAUGUUCCUGAUCAUGUUUAUUAUACAUUUCUGCUCUGGAGUUCCUUUUUCCCUUACAAAAUAGUAGUGGGAGUUUCCACUGGGACUAUAACCAAGUAAUGUACAGCUUGUAGCCGAUUGUAUACAGCAGAAAAUUCUGGACUGAGUAUAAAUAAAAAUAUUAUGUUAUGGAAA